This is a messenger RNA of Zygosaccharomyces rouxii, 1035 nucleotides long. RefSeq names its product DNA polymerase delta subunit POL32 (gene POL32). Lineage: Eukaryota; Fungi; Ascomycota; Saccharomycetes; Saccharomycetales; Saccharomycetaceae. The record is from RefSeq and is a predicted model, not a curated record. The transcript has a single exon. Gene Ontology annotation, cellular component: nucleus; delta DNA polymerase complex. Gene Ontology annotation, biological process: DNA replication. The coding region runs from base 1 to 1035 and encodes 344 amino acids.
AUGGAGGAAGCCAUAGAAUUUAUCAAUGAGAAGCUAUUUACCGAGGAGAAACCUGUACUUUUCACAGACUUAAUACACAAAUUCCACAUUGGUCCCUCCAGGGCCAAGAAAACCAUGUAUGCCUAUUACAGAUCCAAUAAGACACUGAAGUACAAUUGUAUCAUUGUAUGCUGCUACAAGGACAGGAUAAAAGUAGUGCACGAUGUGAACCAUGUGGAUAGUCAAGAAUCACUGAUUGAUUGUUUUAUCUAUGCAUUUAACCCUAUGGAGGAAUUUAUACCUGUUAAUCUAGCCGUUGAUCAAAGGGAAUACCUUUCUAUACUGAAUCCCCAUAAACUAGUACUGCCUGAACUUAGAUCAAAGACUGUAGAGGAAGAAACAACCAUUAAAGCAGUACCAAAGCCAUCAGCCAGAUCGAAAACCGUUCCUCAGACAACUAAGGAUGAAAAGCCCAAGCCAGUACCGCCAAAGAAACAGCAACAACCUGCAAAAUCCAAAGAUGGUGCUCUAAAAUCUACUGCACUUUUAGCCAAGAUGAGAGCUGAUAGAGAGGCUAAAGAGGCUCAAAGACAGAAGGAACUGGCACAGAGAAGGGAAAAGGAAUUACAAGAAAAGAAAUCCAAGAACGACGCCCAGAUGAAAGAAUUGAACCAGAUGUUUGUUGACGAUAGUGAUGAAGAUGAUGGAAACGAUGAUAACCAGCGACAAGAAAGUGAGAAACCAACUUCAACGGUAGAACCGGACGAAUUGGAAGAAAUCUUAGACAGUACAGCAGAGGAAUCACUACUAAAGCAAAGUCAGAGCCAAGACGAACAACCAAAAGUGAAACAGGAACCACAAGACACUUCAUACGUGGACGAAGAUGGAUACAUAGUGACAAAUCGCCCGGCAAACAAUUCAUCAACUUCUACUCCAUCUCAGUCGAGAAAAAGACCCGGAAAUUCUACACCGAUUUCACACCAACAAGCAAAGAAACCAGCUCCACGCAAGAAAACCCAGGGAACUUUGGAGAGCUUCUUCAAGAAGUCUAAAUAA